GUAUGGUGACAUGGUGCCGAAGACAAUUGCUGGGAAGAUCUUUGGCUCGAUUUGUUCCCUGAGUGGGGUCUUAGUCAUUGCCCUUCCAGUUCCUGUCAUUGUCUCCAAUUUCAGCCGCAUCUACCAUCAGAACCAACGGGCAGAUAAGCGCAAGGCACAAAAGGUUUGCUUCUACUUUCCAUUCAUUACAUUCUGGGAUAGACACAAAGUGGCUCUUUUGUAUGCUGUACGUUAUCAAAGUGAAUUUGUCAUUGUUAACGAAGAAAAAAAUGUGACGGCUUCAGAAGCUCUGGAACAAAAACAAAAACCAUCAAUUGGAAAUCGGCUUUCACACCUCCUGAAGAUAUAACUACUUGAUUGGUUGGUUUGACACAUUAACAAAACAACCUUAAUAAUUGUUUUAAAUUCAUGCAUAUAAAAGCAUGUCUCUAAAAUUACGUUUUUAAACCAUUUUCAGUGGAUUUUUAUACAUUUUGAGCAUGCAUUAUUAACGUUCAAAAAUUGCAAGUAUAAUAGAGAGUUCGUGUGGAUGGAAGUGAGGUUUGCAAUGGGACGUUAUAGUCUAUUUCUUUAAACCUGCAGUCUUAAUUUUUUCCCUGUAUCUUAAAUAUUGAUAAAUCAUCUUUCAUUCUACCUGAUUUCAAGGUUGCUUACAAUGAGUAUCUCUAUAUGUGCCUAUAUGAGAAAAAAAAGACCUCACUGAAACCAGUAAGAUUCAAAUCUGAGUAAAUGUGCAUAGGCUCGACCUCCCUGUGGCACUUGAACCAUUUAAGAUCAUUUAUAUGGGAUGUGAUACCAGUUUAAGUGGUUUGUUGGGUGCAUUAUAUUUAUUUCCCCAAACAACAGUGUUUAUAUUAUUAUUGUUAGUAUUAUUUUACUUAAAACAAACAAAGCUAAACCCUUCAUUUUCUCUCAUACCUCCUUUCCAGCUGUGAAUUCGAGAAACCUUUAAUUUCUGCACAGCCAAGGAAUUAUGAAUGAAGUGUUCUUCAUAAUCAGUAAAAAAUCAAUUUCACUCCAAAUGGCCAUGGGAAACUUUAAUUAACAGCUUGCAAAAACCCUGGCUACCUAGAGAAGCCUAGUGUGAUAUUUUUAAUAAAAGGUGGAGUAGUAGGAGCUUAAGGAAAAGGUGACUUUUGAAUCCAUUAUUAAGCCAAGGCAUUUCACAUGAUUGUGAUCUGUUAAGAACCUUUGCUUUGUGUUGAGUAUUCUUCAGCUCUUCCUUUAUUUCCUGAAUGAUUGUGGAACCUGCAGGAGGGUGACUUAUCUGAACCUCCUCUUUGACCAAAGCGUAGUAUAAGUGGAUGUACCAUAUACAGGGGAAAAACAGCCUAUAAAAUAUAAAAAUGUAUUUGCAAAACCGCUUCAUUAAUUCCUGAAAUGCUCCCAGCGUUUGAGGAAUACUUUAGAACUCCCUCACCGGGGACCAAAGUGCAUUUCCUCACGAGCCACAUAAAUAUGACUUUCAGAUUAAACAAGUUGUUAGCUUCACUGGAGACGUGAGGAUAUAAUUAAGCAAAGUGCUUGCCCUACAUUUUCAUAUAGAACAAACGCUAAGUAUAGUUUGCACUCAGACAAUUAUCCCUUCAGGAACCGUAAAUCCUCUUUUAGUCUUCAUACACAUAGAUCUGCAUGAGUAGAUGAGGGAAAGACACAUUAAAUAUUGGUGCAACUCAUAACUAUCUGAACUUUAAGUAAACCCAGUUCCAAGAAUAUCGUCCUGUCUGUGAAUGUGUGGGAAAGCCAAGGAAAUCCCAAAGUCUCUGUUGAGACUUGAGGUGUGAUAAAAUAGAUAGGUAAUUGAUGCUCUGCAAUCCUCUGGUUUGCAUCCUCCUGGAGAGCAUCUCCAGGUCCUCCUCACUGGGGGCAAGAACAGAGGUCCACCCUCAGUGUGGGGCACUGGACCUCAUAUUGUUGUAAACAAAAUCUGCCCCUUUUCGCUUAUGGGGUAUCCAAGAGCCCAUAUAGAGUCCUUAUGUGGGUUCCCUAUGGGUAGGAGAAAAUUACAGAAGCCAACCAGAGAAUAUUGAGAAGCAAAGCAGCUAGUAAGCCUGAUCUUUAUUGAUCUCUUGCAAAGGGUGCUCCCCUCACACGCAGGAAAGGAGGAGGACCUCGAACAAUGGUGCGCAAGGCCUUAUGUAGACAUUUUAAAUUCCCUGCCCUGGAGCUCAAGACCACCCCUCCAUACAUCCAUCACAGAAGGGGUGUAACCCAAGACCACCACCCCCCACAAACAUCACACCUACAUCACAGAAAAGGUGGUCUACAACAGAAAUUUGAAUGUUUAAUAAUAAUAAUAAUAAUAAUAAUAAUAAUAAUAAUAAUAAUUUAUUAUUUAUACCCCGCCCUUCUGGCUGGGCGGCUUCCAAUAAAACACUAAAAUACAAUAACCUAUUAAACAUUAAAAGCUUCCCUAAACAGGGCUGCCUUCAGAUGUCUUCUAAAAGUUUGGUAGUUAUUUUUCUCUUUGACAUCUGGUGGGAGGGCGUUCCACAGGGCGGGUGCCACUACCGAGAAUGCCCUCUGCCUGGUUCCCUGUAACUUGGCUUCUCGCAGCGAGGGAACCGCCAGAAGGCCCUUGGCGCUGGACCUCAGCGUCCGGGCAGAACGAUGGGGGUGGAGACGCCCCUUCAGGUAUACUGGGCUGAGGCCAUUUAGGGCUUUAAAGGUCAACACCAACACUUUGAAUUGUGUUUUUUCUGUCUGCCAGGUUAUCUGAUAAUGCCUUAUCUUAUUGCCUUUUCUGGUAGUGUUUUCCUGGUAGUCUGUCACCCUUUGAAAUGGUCAUUACUAAAUUCCUGUAACAAGGAAGGUUUUUUUCACCUCCUCCCUCCUUGCAGAGAAACAUUUGGUCAGCUUGGGAGUCAAAAUUCGUUUCAGGACUGUCUUCCUGUGCUGCUUCAGACAUGUGGUUUAUGUACAUGUUUGCUUGGUACAUUUAUGAACAUUUAUUAUAUAUCUAAGACCUGAAAAUUCUUAUUGCAAUAUGACUCCUCCGUGAGACUGCAGAAAGACAGCUAGUGUCCCUCCACUGGGCCUCAACUCUGGAGCAGGCAAAAAGGUGUUCCAGAGGGUGUGCUGGGAAAGAAUGUGGAUCCAACAGAUCUAAAGCACUCCUGUUCCCCUUACACCCCCCUCCCACAAAAUGGGGGACAAGCUAUACUAACUUUAGCAUACCUUCCUACAUUUCUCCAAUGAAAAGAGGAGCAUCCUAUUCCAUCCUCUCCAACAUUUCUCUGAUGAAAAGAGGGACGUCCUAUUGUGUACCUUAUUUCACUCUCUAUUCAACCAGUGGAAGGGAAACUUUUUUAAAUGAAUAAAAACCUAGAAAGCAGGAGUGAAGGGGAAACACCACGCAUCUGCUAUGGUGGCAUGAGCUCAUAGCUGUCAACUUUUCCCUUUUCUUGUGAGGAAUCCUAUUUGGAAUAAGGAAAUUUCCCUUAAAAAAAGAGAAACGUUGACAGCUAUGCAUGAGCUUGGCAGGGCAUAGAAAAAGGUUGCCCCACUCACUUUUGGAUUGUUUCAUGAAUCCGUUUUCUUUGAAACCAGUGGACAAAUUGGUCUCUCUCUUCCCCCACUUUCUCUUUCACAUUAGAACAUCAAGACUGUAAAGAACGAACACUAAGCAGCAAAACUUCAUGCUUGAUUUUAUGUGAAUAGUAGAUAGUUAAAAUGCUAUUGAAGUAGAAUCAAAUUUACCUCUUUACAAAAAAAAACUGACAGAUUUUUAUCAAUCUCAAAGGCUAGAAAGGAAGAAAGCAAGAGAAUUUCCAAUCACUAUUUAUUGUAGGGCUGUGUCCUCUGAAAUAUAAGGAAAUGUCCAAGGUUUGAACAAAAAACAACAGAUGUUUAAAGGUUCUGCACUGGUGAUGUAUUAUGAUGCAAAUGACAGGGAAUACACCCCAAACCCAGGGCCCAAUUUGUGUUUACUGGAUAUCCAAGCGAUCCAGAAAUUAUUCACACAGAAUAGAUACACUCUUUUUAUGUUAUAGACUAAGAAUUCAUAGCAUACAAGGAAAAACAGAUUGAAUUCGGGGAGUGGGGUUCUGGAAAUAAAGCUGGAUGCAUUACUCCUGGGAUAUGAAAUUUUUUUGGCAAGUGGCUAAAUGCAUUCAUGUUUGUCACCUAUCACCCAGCCUCUGAGAAUAACAGCAUUUUUUGAGCUUCCAGAUUCAGUAUCCAUUAGGGAAGUUGUGAGAUCAUGUUCGCUGUUAACAUUCGGAGACCACAAAAUUCGAAGGCAGCCCCAUUUUUCUGGAUUCCACAUUCAUUAAAGAACUGAGUAGCAGAGGGGUGCCAUUUUGACUGUUUGCCUCAUGUGAGUGAAUGUGGUGUAGUAUUUUAGCCAGACAAAGAGACGCAGUUGGCAGGCAAACGUGGUACAAAUUCGUCGUACAAGAUCAAUAGUUGAAUUCAAGACACAUACAAGGAAGGGGGCAUGCGAUUCCAGAAAGUUCCCUUUGUGUUGGCAUUUUUGAGCUGUAUGUGCAGGGAGAAAUCUUAAAGCAUCUUUCAUCUUAAAUAUCCUGCCCUUCCUCCAGAGAUUGCCAGGCUCCCAGGUGCCUUUACCCAGCAUCAGCAUUCUACUGAUUAAGGGAAGAAAUGGGAAAAACAUCACAGCCAAGACAGAUGACUUGCUCCAGUAGUACCUGCAUUCCCUUGUUUUGAACUGCGGCAUAUGCGUGCGUGUUUUUUUCCAUCCUGUUGCACGAAGAGAAAAGUGCUUUGCAUUGGCGAAAUCAAAGCCCAAGCCCCUUCCGCGCACCUGACAAAACACUCAGGUGGCAGGUGCUAAUGGAAAAAAUACAGUUCUUUUCACUCUCUGAUGACAUACAGAAACCAUCCAUUCUCCACCUGGCACCUCUCGGGGACUAAACAUAUUAAAUCGCCCCAGUGAAUUCUGUCAAAAGCAGCUGAAUAUGAACAGUAACUGAUAAGUUCAAUUUUGGCAGCCUGUUCUAUGAUUAGUAGUACAGUGGCAGCAUGAGAGAGAAAAAAUGACAGGAGUAAUUUCAAGAGCAACUAAGUGAUAUUUACUGGACAUGUAUUUGCUUGGAACACUGCUUAGAAAAGAGGGAAUUGCCCACAGAUUGCACCUGCCAGUAAUGUCGCAUUGCAAAGAUUUAAUAUAGCUAAGGGCUCUCUUCCACAAAGCACUAGAGGGCCUACUAGAAAACAUGCUGUUCUGUUCCUCUUUGAUUUUAAACAUACAGGUGCACACACACAAUGAAUCUAUAGCGCAUAGGAAUAUACUUGACCUCCAUUUUGUGUGGACUCUUAAAGCCGUCACAUAGCCCAACUUGAUGACAAUCUGGGUGAGGAUAUCUGAGUGAGAUUCAGGGCUGGCCCUGUCAUGAGUUACAGUGUGGCAUUUUCCUGAAACGUCCACUUGUGUGUGUUUUUAAACCGUGGGAUGUUGUUAUUGUUUAUAAUAAUACCUCAGAUGCUGGGAUGUCUUGGGCUCACCUUCAACUGAGUGGUGUGCAUGGCAACAUUAUUUAAGGUUGCCAUAUUUCAAAAUUGUUGAAUUUUUUUAAGGAAACCACAGAAAUCAUUGAGCUUUCUUUAGGAAACCCCCAAAGCUGUUGAGCCUUUUUCCAUAAAAGCUACAAGAAUUUUUGAGUUAGGGGCUUUUUUAGGCAUUGAAAUCCCCUAAGGGUGCUAAUGGAAGAGUUCUUUUUCCCCUAUGGCAGCCCUGCGUUAUUGUGUGAUUGUUUCAUACAGAUCACCAGCACUUGCCCAUGAGGCAGGGAGAGACAAUUGCCUCGGGUGGCAAUACCCACCUGAUCCAGCCCAACAGUGACUUCUUAGUGAAUAGGAGGCGCUGCUGUUCUCCUCCCAUCCUUGUUCCCGAUGUAGAUAGUUAUUCACACCUUGUUCCUGAUGUAGCUCUUCAUUCUCCACUUACUCCCUGACCAGAGGGACGCCAUUUUGUGGCUCACCUCAGGUGUCAAAAUGUAUUGGGCUAGCCUGCUGACCACAACUUAAAAUUCACUCCAGUUAUUACAUAAUGAAUUGUGAUGUCAGUUGGCUUUUCCUCUGUACUGUUCAAUGGCACUUGAUUCAUCAGGAGUUACUUUCUGGUGUUGUGUGUCAUCCUCAUGCUUUUCUAACCAGCUCAGCAUGCAUUCCACUAAGAUUGACGGCUGCACCUUUUAACUAAUUUAUAUGUUCUUUAAGAGUAUGAAAUACUAGAGUGAAUGACUAGGAAGUUGGAGACUAGGGUUCAAAUCUCUACUCAGGUAUGAAGCCGACUGAGUGAUUCUGGGUCAGUUACUAUCUCUCAGCCUAACCUACUUCACUGAGUUGCUGUGAGGAUAAAACGGAGAGGAAGAAAAGCAUGAACACUACCUUGAGCUCCUUGGAAGAAAGUUGGCCUAUAAAUGUAAUAAUACAAGCCCCAUCUGCAUUAUACAUGUAGAACAGUAUCAUACUAAUUUAAGCUGCCAUGGUUCCCCCCCAAAGAAUCAUGGGAACUCAAGUUUCCUAAGGGUGCCGAGAAUUCCCCUCACAGAGCUAUGAUUCCUAGAGUUCCCUGGGAAGAAUGAUGAAUUGUUAAACCAUUGAAAUUAUAGCUGUAUGGGGGCAAUAGGGGUCUCAUCAACACUCGGUAGAGGUAACUCUUACACACAUUUAACUUGUGCACAUCCAACUUUAUGUGCUUGGCAAAAGUUAAAAAAUUUAAAAGUGGGUGGAAAGGGGACAGGCAUCCAGGGAAAAAAAGGUUUUGGCAAUCCCACCUGCCAUUGAUCCAGUGUGUUUUGACUAGACACAAUUUUGGUUGUGCGCGCUAUCCCCAAAAGUUCCAGAACAUAACCCCUGAGUAAGUUGAGAGUUGUCCAUACUCUUAACAAGUUCCCAUGAUUCUUUGAGGAAAACCAUGGCUGUUUAAAGUGGUAUGAUAUUGCUUGUGGUACAGUGCAGAAGUGGCCAAAAAUGAAAUAAAAACUCUUAAGAGCCUGUCAGCCAUUAUCCUGAGGUGGCAGCUUAGAAGGGUUUUGACAGGCGUUCUUUGCCCAUAGUAUAUUAUGUGUAACUGGUGUUGGAUCCUUCCUUUCCCAGCCUCCCAGAGCUCCAUAGCAAACAAACAAACCUGCUCAGAACAGCUAUAUGGUGUAACACUAUCAACGCAUGUGGAAGGUGAUGUAUCCUACUUCCAUGAAGCCAUUGUAGAUCUUCAGUGGAAGUUACCGUAAUUUGGCUAAUACAACUUUUGUGCUUUUGCCUAUGGAUACAAUUCAAGGAUUCUGUCAGUAUUUAUAAUUAACAGUGCUUGGGGGGGUAGGAGGGACGUCUGCCUCAUUUCUCCCCCAAAAUUAACUUGGUAACUUGUUUUCUUAAAAAUGAAGCAUUUAAAUCUUAAUGGAACAAAACUGCAGACCAGCUUCUUCCAAUGUCCUUCGUGAGUCAACCUGGACUGCCACCUAAAAAAUAUUCAGCGCUUGACUUCAGAUAUCAAACACUAGCAGCUUAAGCACGUGAACAAAUUCAAUAUGGCUUCACCCAGCGCACGCAUUUUGCCAUAAAAGUAAAGUGACUGGAGAGAGUACAACUGUUCAUAUUCUGAGAGGUCAGGGGAAGGCUGUUUUAUUAUCUGCCAUGCAUUUGAUCCUAUGAAAAUUGUUCCUUUCUAACAGAACUUGUAAUCUUUAAUGUUGACUUCCUGCUGUUCAAUUUACACAUCUUACUUGCUCAAGCUGACAUUCUUACUUUAAACUUCUUCUUUUUUGCAGUCUUCUUUGUUCUCCCUCGUGUUAUGUCCCCUACUUGAAGAGCAAUCUUCCUUCUAAGUUGUGCUGGCUAGCGAGCAGGGAAAUGCCUGCCCUAAAAAUCCCUUCCCACCCUGUCACAGAUUUAGAAUUAUAGAGCAAAUAUAGAGAGAGACUUUGGGAAGGUUGUAAUGCGUGGCUUCUACGAAAAUCCAUCAGCCCUGCCCCUGGAGGCAAGCAGCAUUUGAAAGGAAGCUUCAGAGCACUGACUCUUUAGUGCCUCUCAAACUCCAAUUAAAAUGAAAUUUUUAAAAACAUUAAUUUCAUUUAUGGGGUCAAUACAAGGCUAGGAAUCAGUGAAACUAGUUGCAGGGACCUACCAGGACUAAAAUAUCAGCCCUGAUGAGACUCCUACCCAGCUGUUAUCAACAUGGGACUGAGAGUCAUUUUAAAAUAAAACAGCACAGGGGAUUUAUUUUAUUUAUUUAAGAGAUGGCUCAGCUCUCCAAAGCCAAUGCUGAAUUGACUUAGAAAUGACCUGGGGGGUGGUAAAUUUCCUCCAGUACUCCACUUCCCAAAACAUGACCACCCUCUUCUCUUUCCUCACCUGGGCAGCUGUGGCAAAGGACUAGCAGAGAAAGACCCACCUUCCUGCUACUCUUCCCCUCCAUAACUUCUCUCCCUUUCUUUCCAUCAGCUUAUUGCGCUGGGGAAAGGCAUGGGGAUUCAUAUUCUUCUCAAGGAUUGCCUCCUUAGUUCUGAGAAGACUACAAAACCAAAGGAUUAGCAUGCUACAGAGAGUGGGUCUCCCCACGAGCCACCACUGCUCUCAUCCCAGAUAAGUAAAGGGAGAAUAUUUAAGAGUCAGGGCUUGAAGUACAGUAGUGUCUUUGGGAGUUAGGGAAGCCUGGUGUGAAAAGAAGAAACAGGAAGCCAGGAGUUCUUCUCUGGCUCGGAUUUAAAUCUGAGCCUGAGAAGAAUUGUAAAUUCACCUUCCAGUCCCCUAAAGUUAUUUCCCAAGCCCACUUCAAGAGCAGCUUUUCUAGUAUCUGUGCCUUUCGCUUUGCAAUCUAGCAUGUUAGCCAAGCCCUGAUAAAUUGAUCUGGGUGCUGGUGGAACAUCACAGAAGGUUGGGUAGAACCAGAGGUUUUGCACCCCUGAUUUAUCAUAGCAAUGACACAGGUUGUGGAGCCAGUCAUUGUGCCUGAAGAGCAAUCACAUCCCUAAAUGGGUCCUUGAGACAUCAAUUUGAAGCUUCAGGCCCAACUUACUAUUGUCUACCUACCAAUCUCCCACAGAUCUGUCUUCCCAGAAGGACAGUCAUUCUUCGCAGCCCAAUCCAAGUAAAGGUCUGUCCCAGGCUACAUCCUGCAUACUUGUGAAGUCGUUGCUGCUAGCUUCUGCCAGUUAUUAUAAAUUAAGGACAGCUAUCUGGGAGGGAGAGAGGGGGUUGCACCAUCAAAUGACUAUCUGGAGAAUAGAAUAACCCUCAAGAAAACUGAAGUCGGUCAGUCCUAGCAUAUGCAGUGUGUCUUAGUUAGAAAGUCACUGCACUUCAGAAAGUUGUAUACAGAUGGGCGAGCCAAGCUGCACCCAGUCCUUUCCUCAUCUUACCCUCCCUUAUGGUAGCUUUCAACAAAGUUGCACUAGUACAAAUUUGAUGCAUAAUACAACUGAAGAAUCGCCAUACUCCUUGGUCUCUUUGGCCUCUGAUAUGAGAAGGAGAAUCCAAAUGCUUUGCUGAGAAUGGCUCCAUGUUAAACACUGAUGUAUAUUUUCUUUACCCUAAGAGCAACUGUUUCUUCUAUGUCAGUUCCUGCAAAACUGUGCAAUUAUUAAGAAAGACAUAUAAGCCUCAUUUUCAAGUGUUAUGGGAUAUAUGAUAGCUUGAGAAGAGAGUUAGAACUCAAGAGCUUUUAUCUAACAUGAUUUGCUUAGACUACUGCUUCUUAGCCACAGGGUCUUACACUUCUUUUUACUAACCCUUGAAACAUUAUUGUUGAUGUUUGUGCUUUGAAUUUAAGGUGGACAUUCCUGGAUUGCCUUGAUAAUGGAAAUUAAAAGUAGGUUAUUCAAAUAUGAAGGUUUUUGUUUGAAUUCUUCAGUGUUUGGGGCAUUUAUCCAAGCAAAGUCCCAUCAACCAAGCCUUGUUGUGUGUACACUGCUGUCGUAUCACAAGGCCCUGUACUCAAAGAAAUUGAGAUCCACUGGUUUGGCUCUCCUUGUGUUAUGCAGAUGUUCUACCACAAAUCAGAAUGUUCUGAGCAAUUGUGUGUGCCACCUCACAGCAGUUUAACAGCGACGCAUUCUUUUUGGCUUAUUGUCCUUUUCUCCGAAGGAACCUUUAGAAAUGGAGUAAUUAAAGUGAGAUGAAAGCAGCAUUUCUGACCUUGACGUACAAGCAACAGCAUGAUCGUGGUGACGGAAAAAUGGAGAAACAACAUGUCUAAUGUGAAAAUGCGUGUAAACACCAUUCAUUGUUCUCGUUGGCUGAUGCAUGCUGAGAAACAAAUGCUUCUUGCUCAUUUGCAUUGUAAAUCUGAAAGCGCCCGCACCUGAAAGCCCAGUUGAAAGAGUCCCUUCCGUGAUUAGAGACCUUGCUAUUCACAGAAACGCAAUUCCAAUUAGCUUUGUUAUCUUCCUUUGAAAACAGAAUGAAGGAUACCAAGGCAAGUGACAUUUCUUUCUUAUCCUCAUUCCCUCCCCCCUCCCCCAACACAGAAAGCCAGGCUCGCUAGGAUCCAUGCUGCGAAGAGUGGGACUGCAAACGCAUACAUGCAGAGCAAAAGGAACGGCUUGCUCAGUAACCAGGUAAUGUGCGUGUGCAUUCUAAAUUCGGAAGAAGCCUUCAGUAAUAGCCCAGCAAUCCGUGUUCUGUUUCACAUCAGAGGCCUCCAAACACAGAAUGACAGUCAGGCUGAGGAAGGAAGCAUUGUGCUUCCUAAGAGGAAGCUGUGACAGCCAGGUUUCCCUUGGGACUCAGUCAGCUCUUUAUCGAAGGUGAUGGAGCCCUGCCCGUUCAGCUCUGAAAGCAGCUUCAUCCUGUGAAUCUCCAAUACAGCUCCCAAGAGUUUGUAGCUGCCGUCCAGAAAGCAUUUCCCCUUCGCAUACAGACAGGGGCUGGGUCUACACACUGAUACAAAAAAGUUAAGAGGUGGGGAAAAACCCAUUAUAUAGCUCUCUGCAAUUUCCCCUUGGCUGUUUUACAGUGCCCCCUGGUGUCACAUUUGUAUAACGCAUUUAUAACGUUAUAACUCACCAGGAUAGAUUAAUCCAGGCAGACACACCAUUAAAUAGCAUGGACCAAAUGCCUGCUGGUCUCCACCAAGUUUCAUACUGGUCUGCAGCUUUGAUGUAUAGUAUAUUACAGAUGACUGGUCCCUGCUAUAAUGAGGAUGUGCGUGCACCACAAUCCCUCUCCUGCAAUUUAUCUCCUCUUGAUCUAUCCAUUCCUGACGCUCUUUCUGUUCACUUAUUCCUCUGCUAAAUCGCACAUUAUUGCAUCACAUACGUUAAAGGGCAGGCAAAGAGAUGGAAGACAGAGUGUAAACCCACAUCUAAACAAACUUGUGAGCAGCAGUUUGCUAACCUGCCCACUUUAAUGUAAGAGGUGAAGUCAUCUGCACCAAACAGGUGUUUAUCACUAGCAGUUCCAGAAUUCUGCAAUCACUUCCCUCAAGAGGUGCAGGUCUAUAUUCUUCCCUCCUGACAUUGAGGUGAUUUUCUAAAGCCCAUUUAUUCAGGAAAGCUUUGGAGCAUUAAUAAUUGCUGGCUAUCCUUUGAGACGCUUUUAGAUUGUGCUGCAAAGUGUGCAGCUAUGUUACUUAACAUAUGGAGUUUGUUACAACAUAUAUUGAUGAUAACCAGCGUAGAUGUAUUUUUUUAAAAGGAUUAGAAUGUCAAAAGGAUCCUUCAUAGAGGAUAGCUUUGAUCAACAGCUACUGUGGAGGGCAAACCGGUCAUUUGCUUAAAUGCUUCCACUUUUCUUGGUCUUAAAACCGAAUACUUUGCCUGAAAUGAACUGUGAAUCAGGUUAUUAGCAGGGAUGGGGGCUCAUUGAAAGGAUUUUUCGAGGAAAUCUAAUGAUCAGUGGAUAUGCGCAAGUUAUUUUAUAUUAAUUGGUAUUUCCACAAAACAGAUCUCUUUAUAAAUUGUCCAGAUGUGCUCUGAUCAAGAACUUAGUUUAAAGUCUAUUUCUUCACAACUGAGAAAAAUAUAAUAUUCAAUGUAUUAACAGUUAUGCGGAGAUGAACAAGAGGCCUUUGUUAGCAAAUCUGGUUCUUCCUUUGAAAUCCAGCACCACCACCUGCUGCACUGUCUGGAAAAAACCACGGUAAGAUGAUAAACCUGCAGCUUCCUUGUGAUCUGAGAAAAAUAAAUAUGGUGUUGAUUUCCUGUUCUCUUGUUGCUCUUAGUUAAGAACUGCUCUGAUGAAGUAGAUUUUCAUCAUACUUAGCAAGUGAAAUUUCAUGAAGUGGCAGUUUCCUGAAAUUAUUUUGGUGGCAGAAUUUAUAUGGAAAAAUGGCACUCAUUUGUGUUUUUAUUAGCUCUGUUGAGAAUACCGCUGUGCUUGAAUGAUUAAUAGCUCAGUUUAACCUAUGAACAGCUUGAUCAGAUAAUUCGCGGGCUGAGUUGCAUACUCUCCAACAUUUUUCUGAUCAAAAUAGGGACAUCCUAUUCCAUCAUCAUCAUAAUUUUAUUAUUUAUACUCCAUCCAUCUGACUGGGCCACUCUGGGCAACUUCCAACAUAUAAAAUAUAAAAACAUAAAAUAUUAAACAUUUUAAAAACUUCCUUAUACAGGGCUUUCAUUCAGAUGUCUUCUAAAGGUUGUAUCUCCUUAGCUUGGGGGUUGCAUAACUCCGUACCCUCCAACAUUUCUCUGAUGAAAAUAGGGACGCCCUGAGGAAAUACAGGACAUUCUGGGAUUAAAUCAGAAACUAGGACAGCUUCUGUAAAUCUAGGACUCUCCCUGAAAAAUAGGGAAAUUUGGAGGGUCAUCCGUAGUAACCACUGCCUCCCUCCAGCAAAGUGUGCAGCACUGUUCAUACUUGCCCCUUUCCAUAUCCUGAACUUCGCAUCCCCGUUCCUGAGUCCUGACAACAAAAAGAAAGAAGAUAGAUCCAAGGGGAAAUCUGAACAUGCUGGCUAUUGGAAAUGCAACACCACGUAUCUCAGCAGAUACCAAAAACGCCACAUGACAAUUCUGCUGGCAAAAUUGUACUAGGUUGGCUGCAAAAACUCACUUCCUCCAAUGGGGGAAGGCUUCCUGACUUGGAGGAAGCUCCCUUUGUUGGAAGAAGAGAAUUUUGAGUUCAGUAGUGGUUUUAUUAUAUGCAUUUUUCUUUUUCGCUUUUGCUCACUGCGAAAUAGAAAACGUAGCCUCUUGUAUUCCACACUGGACCAUUGUAUGGUGUUUGUUUUCAUCGCUUUCAAUGACAUGAGCCUCAUCUGCUCCUGGAAGCUCAGUCAGGUGUGGAUGAAGCUCCUGUGUUUAGAAGCCACCUGAUGUCUCAGGGCCACUGCCUUGAGUUUGGCAGCCGAACGAAUCUGAGUUAUGAGGAGUUCCACAGCACCAGAUUUGAUCCCUUUAAAAAAUAGUGUCUGUUAAACAUGAAAGGUUGGCUUUUUUGUGACAGGGCUCACCCACAGGAAGUACUGUUGCUUAUUCUUUUGACCUGCAUGGCAGCCAUUUUGUGCUGGCACACGCAGCAUUUUGAUCAAAAGCAUGAGUGCUGGCACCUUGGGUUUUUUAACUUUAAAAAAGCACAGUUAUAUGUGCACUCCUAUUUACCAUCUGUACUCUGCACUGCGAGGACGCGGGUGGCGCUGUGGGUUAAACCACUGGGCCUAGGACUUGCUGAUCAGAAGGUCAGUGGUUCGAAUCCCCGUGACGGGGUGAGCUCCCGUUGUUCGGUCCCAGCUCCUGCCAACCUAGCAGUUCGAAAGCACGUCAAAGUGCAAGUAGAUAAAUACCGUAUUUUUCACUCUAUAAGACGCACCAGACCACAAGACGCACCUUGGUUUUGGAGGAGGAAAACAAGAAAAAAAAUAUUCUGAAUCUCAGAAGCCAGAAGAGCAAGAGGGAUCGCUGCGCAGUGAAAGCAGCAACCCCUCUUGCUGUUCUGGCUUCUGUGAUAGCUGUGCAGCCUGCAUUCGCUCCAUAAGACGCACACACAUUUCACCUUACUUUUCAGGAGGGAAAAAGUGAGUCUUAUAGAGCAAAAAAUACGGUAGGUACCGCUCCGGCAGGAAGGUAAAUGGCGUUUCCGUGCGCUGCUCUGGUUCGCCAGAAGCGGCUUAGUCAUGCUGGCCACAUGACCCGGAAGCUGUACGCUGGCUCCCUCGGCCAAAAAAGCGAGAUGAGCGCCGCAACCCCAGAGUCGGCCACAACUGGACCUAAUGGUCAGGGGUCCCUUUACUUACUCUGCACUGCACUGGAUCAUGUUUUGAAGCAUACAUAUAGCAGACUGAAAUGCAAUUCAGAGUGUUGCAGCAUGAAAUUGAGCAAAGUUUGGGUCUGCCAGACUUCAAGUUAGCAGCUCUAAUGAUGCCAUUUUUUUAAAUAAGCUAUAGAAAUCUGAAUCAGAAGGGGACCUUGUUUUUGCUCCUUGCCUUAUUUACUUGGGCUCUGUGAUGCUUUUGUUUAAAUUACUUUUAGUGAAGGGAGUUCAAUUGGCAGUAUUUUUGUUUUAAGUCUGUUACCGAUAUGGCUGACUGUGAUAUAUUGGGCAGGAAGCAAACGAUAUAGAAGAAUUUGGGUCCCCCCCACCCUUCCUUCUGCUGUUAUCGUGCUUCUGAUUACAUUGCUUAUAUUUUGAUACGGUUCUAAAUUAUUUAAAAUGUUGUAAGCUGCCAUGGGAAAACAUUGUAUUUUGAACAGUUGGGCUACUAAAUUUAUUAAAUAAGCAAACCAGCUCUCUUCCCAUGAAAUAUGAACGAGGCCGAAUCUUGUGCCAUGGGGAAACUUUCAUUUAUCACAGCCGCUUUUCAGAUUUAACGCUGUUUUCCUUUCUAAAUCAUGUUGAGCAGAAUCAUGACUUCCUGGAUGAACAAACCUACGAAGAAAGCUGCAUGGAGGUGUCCGCUGCCAACAGGCAAUCCAGCCAUAGUCCUUCCCUCUCUUCUCAACAUGGAGUGACGAGCUCUUGCUGCUCACGGAGACAUAAAAAGACAUUCCGCAUCCCAAACACUAACCUAACUGGCAGUCGCCCAAGUAGUGUCCAAGAACUCAGUACCAUUCAGAUCAGAUGCAUGGAAAGAACACCUCUGUCUAACAGGUACUUCAGCUUAAAAAUGACCCCAGACAGAGAUAGCAUUAUGUUCGCUCUCCAGGCAGAGAUAACAUGAUGUUUGAUCCUGCCUAUCAAAGAAUGGCAUGGAGCGUGUGUGUGUGUGUGUGUGCCCACGCAAAAUAUUGCUCCGUUUGGGGUCAUAACCUGUGUUCUGUAAUGUUACGAGGAAAACCGUUUCCUAGUCUUGAAUGUAACGAUUUUGAAGUUCUUAACUGGCAGAGGAACAGUGAAUGAAUGUCGGUUCUUUUAAAUUAUCAAAGCAAAUCAUUUGUGUAAAAUGUUGGGCUCUACUGGAAACCACAUUUUGAGAGACUUUGAGUAGUCCCAUUGUGACAAGGCACAAAUGAAUUGAAAACACCUAUGAAUUCAAUAUGGUCAGUAUGUUUACAGAUAGCUGUUCACAAGACCAUUUGCCAUACUUCCCCUUGAUAGAUGACCUCAUUUUUUAAAAAAUCUUAACUGCACCAGGAUUGAAAAUCUUUAUUGAGAAAAUAUUGCUGUGUAGAUAAGCACUGAACUUACUCAUGGCACUGGGCAAUAUUGUGACUAAAGGCAUAUCAACUGAUCUCAUACCAUAUCACAUGGGAGAGGUGUUUUUUUAAAAGGAAAAGAAAAGAAAUCUAUUAAAUAAACAUUAUCAAGACUUAAUAUUAGUCAUAUACUGAAAGAUUCUCAUAUCCAUAACAUGUACAUAAUAUGACUGAGAUUUAUGACCUUUUUUUUGUAAAAUGGUAAAGUCGAAAUAUGCUAACCUUUGAGGGCAUUUUAAUAAGGUGCAUUGGUCUUGUGAAAGCUUAUAACCAUGUUGUAAUAAUAGCCUCCAAAACAACCCAAAGAGUAAUUUGGUGCACCAAAAUCUGCUGCAAUUCAAAGAUUUGUAUACACUGACAGGCACACAGAGUUUUGCAUGUGUGACAUGUCUCAAGCACUUCUUUGCACCCCAAUAUGGUGGCCUCCGCUGAAAUGAAUGUAGAUAGACGAAUUACACAUGUCUGUGACUCAGGUGUCCGCACUUAUAACAUCUAUGAUAUCUAAGUUGGUUAUCUAAUGUUAGUAACUGAGGUCAGCUGUUCCAUUACUCUCAACAGCAAAUACAACCACCUGAGAUGCCACCAGUCACUAGGACCAGUAUGAAGCUGUAGACCAGAAAACCGCCUUGGUGUUCUGUUCAUGGUGAUUUCACAGACCUGCCUACCUUUGUAGUGCUGUGUUUCUUUCUUAUCUACAAUGAAGACAUGGUUCCUAAUUGCUUCCAUGUAAAAUGUGUUGAGGCUGGUGGAUGAACAGUAGAAUAAGCAUUGGAAGAGAUAAUAGACAUUUGAGUUGCAUCCUACAUGCAACCGGGAUGCUUUUGUGACAUACCAGAAUUGAAUAGAAAACACUAAGCAGAUGGGACAUUUGUAUAAUUUUUUUUAUCCAUUGGUUGUUGUUUUUGUUUGUUUUUUUAAACUUCUCUAGCCGAUCCAGUUUAAAUGCCAAAAUGGAAGAGUGUGUUAAACUAAACUGUGAGCAGCCUUAUGUAACCACAGCAAUAAUCAGCAUUCCAACACCGCCUGUGACUACACCGGAGGGAGACGAUAGACCGGAAUCUCCAAGGUACUCAGGAGGAAACAUAGUCAGAGUAUCUGCUUUAUAA
Podarcis lilfordi (Lilford's wall lizard) is the source of this 16639-nucleotide messenger RNA. NCBI's taxonomy places the organism in Eukaryota, Metazoa, Chordata, Lepidosauria, Squamata, Lacertidae. The record is from the annotation of a GenBank genome assembly.